AGGGAGGGCCUGAAUUUAGCGAUACAUUCUGCUUAAAAAUGUCCGCACAUUGCUCACUUUGAUUAACAAUACUUCACACGUCAACAUCAGACGAAUGUUAAACGCACAUGUUUUGGAUUAAUCCGGUCAUCAGCGUGGACAUUAAUAGGUGGAUGUUCAGUCGUUCGGCCGAAGACAGCCCAGGAGUCUCGGGGGUAGCGUUCACUGCGGUGACGCUGCGCCACUUUAAACAGGGCCCUGUCUGAUACUUAGCCGUCCAGCUAACACUGGCUAGAAGGCGAUGAACCACGUAAAUUUAUGGAACACAUCAGGUAUGGAGUCACAGAAUCUGGUGGAUGAUCUGUCGCCAAAGAAGAACACAGUUCUCAAGCUUAGUAAUGGUCCUGUUGUGGGGCCCCGCAAGCGUCCAUCAGAAGGGAACUACGAGAAGGAGAAGGAACACUGCAUCGCUCUGUUUGACCAGUGGUCGGAGGCUGACCAGGUGGAGUUUGUCGAACGCCUGAUCUCCCGUAUGUGCCACUACCAGCACGGCCACAUCAACUCCUACCUCAAACCCAUGCUGCAGAGGGACUUCAUCACUGCGCUGCCAGCACAAGGCUUGGAUCACAUAGCAGAGAACAUCUUGUCUUUCCUGGAUGCACGCUCGCUAUGCUCAGCAGAGCUGGUGUGUAAGGAGUGGCAGAGGGUCAUCUCUGAGGGGAUGCUGUGGAAGAAGCUCAUUGAACGCAUGGUCCGCACCGACCCGCUCUGGAAAGGCCUGUCUGAGAGACACCAGUGGGAGAAAUAUCUGUUCAAGAACCGCACGACAGAGGUCCCACCCAACUCCUACUAUCACUCCCUUUAUCCCAAGAUCAUCCAAGACAUAGAGACUAUUGAGGCUAAUUGGCGGUGCGGCAGACACAACUUGCAGAGGAUUCAGUGUCGCUCUGAAAACAGUAAAGGGGUUUACUGUCUGCAGUACGACGAUGACAAGAUCAUCAGUGGCCUUAGGGAUAAUUCCAUCAAGAUCUGGGAUAAGCAGUCUCUGGAGUGUCUGAAGAUACUGACCGGUCACACAGGAUCAGUGUUGUGUCUGCAGUAUGACGAGAGGGUCAUCGUAACUGGGUCAUCUGACUCAACCGUCAGGGUGUGGGAGGUGACAACAGGUGAGGUACUGAACACACUGAUCCAUCACAAUGAGGCAGUUCUUCACCUGCGCUUCGCAAAUGGCCUCAUGGUCACCUGCUCCAAGGACCGUUCGAUUGCAGUGUGGGACAUGGCCUCUCCCACUGACAUCAGCCUACGCCGUGUCCUCGUGGGACACCGGGCCGCCGUCAACGUGGUGGACUUUGACGAUAAAUACAUCGUGUCCGCUUCAGGGGACCGCACCAUCAAGGUAUGGAGCACCAGCACCUGUGAGUUUGUCCGCACUCUAAAUGGUCAUAAGCGUGGUAUUGCCUGUCUACAGUACAGAGAUCGUCUUGUGGUCAGCGGCUCCUCUGACAACACAAUCAGGUUAUGGGACAUCGAGUGUGGAGCAUGUUUGCGAGUGCUUGAAGGUCACGAGGAGCUGGUGCGCUGCAUUCGCUUCGACAACAAACGGAUUGUCAGCGGCGCCUACGACGGUAAGAUAAAGGUGUGGGACCUGCAGGCAGCCCUGGACCCACGAGCCCCCGCCAGCACAUUAUGUCUGCGCACUCUAGUGGAGCACUCUGGCCGCGUGUUCCGCCUUCAGUUCGAUGAGUUUCAGAUCAUCAGCAGUUCUCACGACGACACCAUUCUGAUCUGGGACUUCCUGAACGUCUCGACCAACGGCCAGUCAGAGGGACGGUCUCCCUCUCGCACCUACACUUAUAUUUCUAGAUAGCAGGUGGCGCCAUCAACAGAACCAUUUCUUGGAGGAGUCCAGGGCUGAUUGACCGAUGGGUGUCCAUCAUGGAAAGGAGCCCAUCUCUUCUCCUUCCUCUUCGUCAUCUCUCUGUCCACCUCUAACCCUGCCCCCGCCACCUCCUUGCUCGUUCUGACAGACUCAUGAGCUUGUGCCCAUUACCUGCCAGCACCGUGACACGCACUCACACACACAUACACAGUAAAGAAGAUCCCUCUCAACAGAACCAACACAACUCUCCCAAGAAGUUCUCCCUCUACUACUGAUUUAUAUUUUGUAAAGUACACUAAUGACAGUAUUAACUUAGACAUAUUGUAAGUCCACUAUCUCCCCUUUUUCUCCUCGUUACAAACUUAAGCAGCCUCUGCUCCUCAGUUUUUAACCCGCCAAUCAGGUUUCCACAGAUAUGGAAUGGCUUAUUGAUAUAUAUUUAUAGAUAUAAAACACACAUACAUACAUACACACGGUGGCACAGUUGGACAGAAGGUGACCAGAGCUGUGAUGCGGGAGACAGAGACUCUUAACUCAGCUCUAGGAAAGGAGGGAAGGACCGGAGAUGGAGGUAGUGAUGGAGGGAGAAACGUGUUGGGGACGACCUCCCUGCUCCCUCUCACUCCCUCUCACUCCCCCCCAGGUCUCUCUCUCUCUUCAAAUCCCCUUUACCCUGCUGCCCUCCCUUCCAAACCCCAGAGAUGCACACCCGCUUGGAAUAGGGGGGCACACACACUCAAGUUUGCAUGAGUGUGUGUUUGUGUAUGUGGACUUUUGAAACGGCAGAACAGAGCAGAAGCGUCAAAAAGACAGACAUGCAUGUGAGGUUGCCUUGGAUACAGCAUUCCGGUACACCUCUGCUUUUUUUUCUCUUUAACUCUUACUUUCUUACUGUUUUUUAUUACUGUUUUUUUCUCUUUUUAUUUGAGUAUUUUGGUUCUUAGUACAAAAAUCAUACUAAGCGUAGUCCUUUCUCUCUCUCUCUCUCUCUCUCUCUUACUGUCUUUUUCUUCUUUCUUUCUUCUAACUUGGACCCUUGUUCAUCAUCUGUCCCUUUCGCUCCAUCUUUCUCUCCCCUGUCAUCUACGUGCUUGCUUUGGUUAUGAGAGAAGCUGGAACUCAAGAGCUCAAAUUUAGCUGUAAACAGAGUUGUCUUGUCAAAAAUUGUGUUGUAUAUUAAAAAUGAUUUUUUAAAGAAGAAAAAUGAACUUAUUGUGAAUAAAGUACUUGACAGUGGUGGAGUGUUGAGCCAACUGUAAAUGAA
Molecule: messenger RNA, 3122 nt
Organism: Labrus bergylta (ballan wrasse)
Lineage: Eukaryota; Metazoa; Chordata; Actinopteri; Labriformes; Labridae
Gene: fbxw11a
Product: F-box and WD repeat domain containing 11a
Molecular function (GO): protein dimerization activity
Source: RefSeq, a predicted model, not a curated record